Molecule: messenger RNA, 3220 nt
Organism: Photinus pyralis (common eastern firefly)
Lineage: Eukaryota; Metazoa; Arthropoda; Insecta; Coleoptera; Lampyridae
Gene: pins
Product: G-protein-signaling modulator 2
Exons: 9
Coding region: 194-2128 (644 amino acids)
Molecular function (GO): GTPase regulator activity; protein binding
Source: RefSeq, a predicted model, not a curated record
GAUGAACCACAUCCACAUGUUUUAAAUGGGGAUGGAAAUGGAACAGAUUUAACUAAAAAUGGGUUUGGUUCAACCAUGACGCCAUCAAAUACUUUGUUUAUUCAGUAAAUGAAUCAUUAAUUAAUGUUUCUUUUGAUUAUAUACAAUAUUACUUUUAAUACCUUUAUCUAUGCAACAUUUAUGUUAAGUUAAAAUGUCAUUAAGUGCUAGUGCCGAAAAUUUAACAACAGAUUCACAGCCGUACGAUGGUUCUAGCAAUAUGUGCUUGGAAUUGGCGUUGGAAGGUGAACGUCUUUGCAAAUCGGGCGAUUGUCGUGCAGGAGUCGCCUUCUUCCAGGCUGCCAUUCAGGCGGGUACAGACGACUUGCGUACGUUAAGUGCUAUUUAUAGUCAACUGGGUAAUGCCUACUUUUAUCUCGGAGAUUACGGAAAGGCAAUGCAAUAUCACAAACAUGAUUUAACCUUAGCAAGAACCAUGGGUGAUAAAUUGGGCGAGGCGAAAUCAUCUGGGAAUCUAGGAAAUACCUUGAAAGUGAUGGGACGGUUCGAUGAGGCUGUGCUUUGUUGUAAGAGACAUUUGGAUUUAUCAAGAGAAUUGAAUGAUAGGCAAAGUGAAGGACGUGCUCUUUACAAUUUGGGCAACGUGUACCAUGCUAAGGGGAAGCAUGUUGGGAGAAUUGGAAAUAAGGAGCCUGGCGAGUUUGCAGAGGACGUAAAGUCGUGCCUACAAGAAGCUGUGGGAUAUUAUGAAGAAAAUUUGAUUUUGAUGCGUGAGUUGGAGGAUGUAGCAGCGCAAGGUCGUGCCUGUGGUAAUUUAGGCAACACUCACUAUCUUUUGGGAGAUUUCGCGCAGGCAAUUCGUUACCACGAAGAGCGACUGUCUAUUGCUAGGCAGUUUGGUGAUAAAUCGGCCGAGAGGAGGGCCCACAGUAACUUGGGGAAUUCUCACAUAUUUUUAGGACAGUUUGAUGAUGCCGCUCAUCACUAUAAGCGAACUUUAGCUCUGGCUCAAGAGUUGGGUGAUCAUGCGGUGGAGGCACAGGCCUGUUACAGUUUGGGUAAUACGUAUACAUUGCUAAGGGAUUAUGAUACGGCCAUAGAGUAUCAUUUGCGACAUUUGCUAAUCGCUCAGCACUUGUCGGAUCGUGUCGGGGAAGGUCGAGCUUGUUGGUCUUUAGGCAAUGCGUACGCCUCACUUAGUAACCAUGAAAAAGCCCUUAAUUUCGCAAAUAAACAUCUGGAAAUUAGCAAAGAGCUGGGCGAUGCCGUCGGGGAAUCUACUGCGAAGGUAAACAUAGCGGACCUACGUAAGAUAAUGAACCUUCCAGAGAGCGGGACCAACUCAGAACUUUCUAGUCAAGAAGCCACAAGUCCCGUUUCGCCAUUCGCGAACGAGCGCCCACCCUCGAUCAACCGGAUUCAAAGGGUGAGACGCGAAAGCAUGGAACAGCUCAGUCUUAUUAAGAUGACUCCCGACAAUAAAACACGGCCCGGUUUGACGCUACAACCUCCUCCAGCCAUUGCCAGAGCACCAUCUCCUACGAAAAACGAGGAUGAGGACUCAUUCUUCGACCUGCUGUCCCGAUUCCAAUCCAAACGCAUGGACGACCAACGCUGCGCCCUAAAUCUCGAUAACAAAGAAAACACCAACGUUUCCAAUCUACCGCGUGACGGUCCGGACGAUCUAAUUGACAUGAUCGCGGGAAUGCAGAGCAAAAGAAUGGACGAGCAGCGCGUUUCCUUGCCGCACCUGCCAGGACUGCAAACCAACUCCCUACAGAGAUUAGCCGACUCGAACCGCAACAACAUUCCCGACGAUUCGUUCCUGGACCAAUUGGUACGCUGUCAGGAUUCGCGAUUGGAAGAUCAAAGGUCGCCGCUUCCCGCGCCGGCCGUCGACAGCGAGUCGGACUCGCCCAUGGCGCCUAACGAGAGCAGCGCCGGAAAGAGCGGCGCCACGGUCCCAGAUGAGGAUUUCUUCUCGCUCAUUAUGAGGUUUCAGUCGGGCCGAAUGGACGAUCAAAGAGCUAGCAUUCCGCGAAUGGACCACAAGAUUGCCAAUGGUAGUGUACCACUUGCCCAUAGUGAUUCUUCCAAUAACAAUGCAAGUGGCAAGAAAAAGAAGUAGGUGUUCGAAUAUCAGUACUUGAAUUUUAUUCUACGACUGCCAGUUUUAUUAGAUUACUUAUACUAUGUAGUGCAAAUUGUACAGUGUGUUCACAAUUUAGUUUUCUCUGCACAGUACAUCUGGUAUUUGACGUUUGGUCAAGAUUUCGCCUUACUGCUUUCAGUUUGAUACUCUACAGGAUGAUCCUUCAUGUUUCAGGUGUAGUAAGUAAGCCAAUACCGUCAUGGAAUGCUACUUCAAGGUAGGUACUAUACAAAUUACCGAUUGUUGCAAAAUUAUUUGGUGUUUUGAUAGGUAACACUGAUCUUGACUGAAAACUUGUGAACACACUUUGCCCUUUUAUUUUUUAAUGUAAGUAUUUUAUACAAAAAAUUUUAUAUUUUAAUCGUCCACGCUGUAUUUACUUAACUUGAUGGUAGGCCUAAUAGUCGUUCACUAGUCCAUUAUUUGGACAAAACAGCACAAAUCUCAUGUCUUCUAAGCAGUUAGAUUAUGUAUAUAUAGAGUUAAGAGUAAAUUUGUUAGCUCGGUACAGUUUUCUCGGCUUCCAAAUUACCCUUAAAAUUGGGAAUGAACACCAUUACGAAACAGACUGUGCCGAUUUAAUAGAUUUAUUAGAAAAGUAAUGUAAAUUUGUGCCAAAUUUAAUACUCCAUUUUACACUGAAUUAGGUAAUUAAAAUUGUUGGUACCAAAUCAGGGAUAUUCUACACUGAGUGAGUCAUAAAUCCCUCUAGGUAUUGCUAGUUAUUCGAUGUCUCAUCUAAUUUUUUAUUUAGAUGGCAGCAGUUUUGGGGGCAUCAUAUAAAGAGAACUGUAUAAUAGAGGGUAGGAUACGUGGCUCUCUCUGUGCGUAAUUAUUAACCUUCCACUUCACUGGCAUAGUGUAUAAUUACAACUAUUAUCGAAAUAUAACAGUAUUAAAAUAUUGGAAUCUUAGAAUAUUAAUUGAUGCAGUAUAGAAUUCGAUUAGCCAAAGAAUUGUUUGUAAAGUUUUUACAUUAUAUACAUUUUAUUAUCUAAAGCAAACUGUUGAAUUUUAAACUGAUUAUAUACUUCAAAAUGUGGUACAAAAGUAAACAUAUUAAAUGAA